AUGUCUCAACCCCGACGACCGUUCAAGGAAGUGGAGAAGUCCCGCCCUGACUUUGACCACGCUGCCCAAUUCACCGUAACAAAAACUCGAUCGCCGUCUUGGAACUGGGGCACCGGCGCAACCGACGGGGGCGCCUGUCUCGACAAGCAACACGUCGAGGUCGAUCCCAAUGAGCCAGGACGACCGGCACACAACAACUACAAACUCUUGAUCUCUGCCAUCGUGCCGCGCCCGAUCGGGUUCAUCGGAACUCGCAACGUGGACGGCAACACACAGAAUCUGGCGCCGUUCAGUUUCACACAGGUGGUGAACCAUGAUCCGCCGGUUUUUGUUAUAGGAUUCGCCGGUUCCAAUGACAAGGACACGCUGCGAAACCUCAAGGCCACGGGCGAGUGCGUCAUCAACAUCAUCAGCGAGAAUUUCGUCGAGGCGGCCAACGCGGCCUCGAUCGACACGCCCUACGGCCUGAGCGAAUGGGACGUCUCCGGUCUGACCCCGGCCCCGUGCAAGGACGUCAACGUGUCCCGAGUCAAGGAGAGCGUCUUCAGUGUCGAGGGCAAGCUCCUCGAGGUCAAGGAUUUCGAGAGCCGCGUCCACAAAGGCGUCAAGUCCGGGUCCAUGGCCAUCAUUGAGGGUGUGCGGUUCUGGAUUCGCGAAGACGCAUAUGAUCAGCAGCAGGGGACCAUUGACCCCGCGGUGUUGCGACCGGUGUAUCGCCUUGGGGGCAUCUCUUACGGUCGAGUAACGCAGGCCUUUGAACUUCCUCGGUUCAAAUAUGAAGAGAAGAAGUCUGAACUUCCGAAGAUGUAG
Messenger RNA from Fonsecaea nubica, 810 nucleotides. RefSeq lists its product as hypothetical. The record is from RefSeq and is a predicted model, not a curated record. The transcript has a single exon. Gene Ontology annotation, molecular function: FMN binding. NCBI's taxonomy places the organism in Eukaryota, Fungi, Ascomycota, Eurotiomycetes, Chaetothyriales, Herpotrichiellaceae. Bases 1 to 810 code for a protein of 269 amino acids.